This is a messenger RNA of Heterobasidion irregulare TC 32-1, 561 nucleotides long. RefSeq lists its product as uncharacterized. The transcript has a single exon. The record is from RefSeq and is a predicted model, not a curated record. NCBI's taxonomy places the organism in Eukaryota, Fungi, Basidiomycota, Agaricomycetes, Russulales, Bondarzewiaceae. The coding region runs from base 1 to 561 and encodes 186 amino acids.
AUGCACCCAACGAACGCGAGCACCACUCGAAACACGUACCAGCCGUCGGGGCGCGUCAAAAGCGCGCCGGCCAUCUUCUCAGCCGCCUCCACGAGCGUCAGCGGAACCCGGCGCAGAGUCGGGCAAGACCGCGUGCCCCGCGAAGGCGCCGGGCCCGCGGCCGGAGGUGCUUGCAGGCACGGAGGAACGCGCGCGAGCCGGCUGCGGCUGGACGAUGCGCUCCGCCCGCGACGCGGCCUCCGUUUCUGGGUCGGAGGGACGCGAGACGAACGGGGGCAUCGUGCUCUGCGCGCGCUCGAUGCGAGGCCUAUUCCGCUGCCUUUGGCCUGUCAGAACACAGAACACAUUAUCUCCCGGGUCUCCAGGAAAAGUGACGACGAGGCCAUCGAUGGCGAGUUACCUUCGUACGUGGUGGACUGCUCUACCGCGACACCGAGGACGCCGAAGGAGAGAAAGAGCCAGAAUCGCGAAAGACGAGAUCGUCGUUGUAGAAAUGACGACACACACACGUGCAAGGGGGAGGUGGUCGCAGUCCAGCGGCGGAUAGAAAUUUCGUCGUAG